GAACAAAAAGUACAAUAACGAUCGAAGAACACAUUUUCCCCCAUUUCCUGUCUCAGAACUCCAAAACCCUAACAUUUCCUCACAGAAAAAAAUAGAAAAUAACGAAAGAAAUUACUUAAACCUAAUUGCAUUGAUCGACCUAGCGGUAAAGCUAGAAAAUAAGCGAAAUGUCGUGGCUGAGGACGGCGGUGAACAAAGCGGUGGAGGUUGGGAACAAUAAUAACAUCACGCGAAACAUCAAAAACUAUGCCGAUACCGUUGUUCAUCAUGCUGGUCAGGCUGUUGCUGAAGGAGCCAAACUCUUUCAAGAUCGCAUUGGGUCUCAUAGUAUCAGGAGUGUAAGGCAAACUGUGAAAAGAUUGGAGGAAGCAGCAAUCUCUUGUAGGGGUUUUGAGAGAGCUAUGCUGCUGAGAAGAUGGUUGGUUGCACUUAAAGAAAUUGAGAAGUUAUCUGAAGGCAGUCAAAAUAGCCUCGAGCAAGUUCUUGCUUCUGAUGAAGCAAAGGACACCCCAAAAAGGCCGUCACUGGUUUUGUAUUAUGACUCUGAUUUUGGGGAUGCACCGAUGAAUUUUCAAGAGGUUUUCCUUCAAAGCCAGGCUUUGGAGUGCAUAACAAUAUCUAUGAUUAUUGAAGCUCCAAAUGAGGAAGAGAUUUCUCUGCUCCAGGAGAUGUUUCGGCUUUGCCUUACCGGAGGAAAAGAAGUUCACAAUGCUGUAGUCAGCAGUAUACAGGAUCUAGCUUUUGCCUUUUCUAGCUACCAAGAUGAAGUGCUGGUGAAACGGGAGGAACUGCUUCAGUUUGUGCAAAGUGCCAUAACAGGGUUGAAAACCAGUGCAGAUCUUUUAAGAUCGGAUAUUGAAGCUUCUGAUUUGAAGAAAAAACUCAAUAAGUUGAGCACACGAAAAGAAGGUCAUGAUAAUGCAUCAGAAAAGACUGCUAAAGUGACUAUUGAGGCUCUGAGAGAAGCACUUGCAGAUAUACGAAACUGUUCCACAUUGGAAAAGAUUUUACUGAAAAAGAAGUCUCUAAACAACGGAGACUCUCCUGAGAUUCAUGCUCAAAAGGUUGAUAAGUUGAAGAUCUUAUCCGAAUCUCUUGCAAGUUCCUGUGCAAAAGCUGAGAAACGCAUAUCAGAUCACAGACUUCAGAAGGAGGAGGCCCUGACUGUUCGUGUAGCCAAAGCAAAUGAAGCUGAAGGAAAAGAGAAGGAAAUAGUAGCUGAGAUUUCAGUGCUUGAGAAACAAAGAGAUGAACUUGAAGCAGAGCUGAAAAAGGUUAAUAUAUCGUUGGCUGCUGCUAAUGUGCGUCUACGUGAUGUCCGGGAAGAAAGAGAUCAGUUUAACGAAGCUAACAAUCAGAUUGUUUCCCAUUUGAAAACAAAGGAAGAUGAAUUGUCAAAUUCCAUUUCUGCUUGUAGAGCAGAAGCUGAAGUUCUCCAUACAUGGAUUAAUUUCUUGGAAGAUACUUGGCUUAUCCAGUCCACAUAUGCAGAAACUAAGAACAAGCAAGUCGAUGAGGAAUUGGAGCAACAUGAGGAUUUCUUUGUGGACUUGGCCCUUAAUCUUCUCUCUGAUUACAAGAAAGAGCUGACCCCUUCUAUUAGUCGUAUCGGUAAAUUUGUAGAGAACCUGAAGAAGUUAAAUGAGAGAUCAGAGAAGGCUUCUGGUCCAAGUGAUGAGGAUGCCAAAGAAUUAAACCCGAGGAAACAUCUUGAGGAGGAAUAUUUGGAUUAUGAAGCCAAGAUUAUUACUACCUUCAGUGUGGUGGAUAACAUGAAAGAUCAGUUUUGUAAGCAUGAGACACUCUCAAGGAAAGGUGACCCUAAGGUUAAAGAAUUAUUCAAUGAUAUUGAAAAGUUAAGAGUGGAAUUUGAAGCUAUUGAAAGGCCGACAUUGGAAAUUGAGACUCCGAAGAUUGAUACUCCUAACGAGAAUAUGCAGAUGGUUCCGGAAUCGACACAACCUAAACCUGAUAAUACAAAGGCAAAGACUGAAGCACAACCAUUGCUGGAUCCUGCAGCAGAAUUAGCAAAGCUGGAGUCAGAAUUUGGGAAGGGUAGCCAAGACUACUCGACUGAGGAGAUAGGUGAUUGGGAGUUUGAUGAACUUGAAAGGGAACUGAGAGCUGGUGAUACUGCGCCAGGCAAAUAGGUCAGGUAAUUUAACCUUGUGGAAACACGGUCAAAAUUAUCUUAUAUAUUAUAAUAGGCAAGCCCUUGUGCUAGUAUGACAUGUAUUGAUAUAUGUAUAACCUGCAUUCUAGAAUCAAGGUUUUCACUGUUACCUCUGUAACAUUGGAUGAGGUCUCAAUUUAUUCAUUCUUAUGUAAAUACCUGUAAUCCUGGAAUUCGUAGAAAACAUGAAUCUGUAUCAGGGUUCAUCUCUUCACAGUUUA
Molecule: messenger RNA, 2394 nt
Organism: Gossypium raimondii (Peruvian cotton)
Lineage: Eukaryota; Viridiplantae; Streptophyta; Magnoliopsida; Malvales; Malvaceae
Exons: 18
Coding region: 168-2150 (660 amino acids)
Source: RefSeq, a predicted model, not a curated record